Messenger RNA from Linum tenue, 75 nucleotides. Lineage: Eukaryota; Viridiplantae; Streptophyta; Magnoliopsida; Malpighiales; Linaceae. The record is from the annotation of a GenBank genome assembly.
AUGGUUUUGAGAGUAUUUCGCCAGUUUUUUGCAACUUUCACUUUCAACCAGAUUUACCUCAAACUUACCCUUUAG